Molecule: messenger RNA, 2236 nt
Organism: Apus apus (common swift)
Lineage: Eukaryota; Metazoa; Chordata; Aves; Apodiformes; Apodidae
Gene: FKBP8
Product: FKBP prolyl isomerase 8
Exons: 9
Coding region: 233-1468 (411 amino acids)
Molecular function (GO): peptidyl-prolyl cis-trans isomerase activity; protein binding
Source: RefSeq, a predicted model, not a curated record
CGGGGCGGGGCCGGGCGGGGGGCGCGCGGCGGCCGUUGCUAGGGGCAGUCCCGGGUAACGCGGGGCGAGGGGCGGUGGGAACCGCGGCGGCCCCUUCCCCCCGGCACCGCGCCCAGACCGGCCUUCCCCCGCCCCGCCCCGCCCCACGGGGCCCGGUCCCUCCCUGCGGCUGCCGAGGCCGCGUCCCCCAGCCCGAGGAGUCCCGGGUCUGCCUCCCGGUUGCUCCACCGCGAUGGCCUCCAGCCGGGAGGAACCGAGGAGCGGCUCCCCGGACCGGGCAGGCGCCGGCACCGAGCCAUCGCCCAUGGCUGACCUCGCUCAGCUGGACACGGCGGAGGAUUUCGAGGUCCUGGAAGAAGAAGAAGAAGAGGAGGAGGAGGAAGAAGACCUGAGCGAGCUGCCCCCUCUGGAGGACGUGAGCAGGCCGCCGGCCCUGCCGCGGGAGGACACCCGGCCCUCGGAGCAGGGUGGAGGGGAAGCGUCUGGGGAUGCCCCAGAGUGGCUCGAUGUGUUGGGGAGCGGGUUGCUCAAAAAGAAGACGCUGGUGCCAGGCCAGGGGGUGGACACUCGUCCCCACAAGGGCCAGGACGUGACCAUCCGCCUGAAGGCCACGCUGCAGGAUGGCAGGGUGGUGGAGGAGAACCCUGCCCUCACCUUCACGCUGGGGGACUGCGACGUUCUGCAGGCUCUGGACCUGUGUGUGCAGCUCCUGGAAAUGGGAGAGACAGCUUUGAUCGUGUCAGAUGCCAAGUAUUGCUACGGUGCUCAGGGCAGGAGCCCUGAUGUACCCCCAAACGCGGCCCUCACCCUGGAGGUGGAGUUGCUGGCAGCUCAGGAUGCUCCAGACCUGGAGCUGCUCAGUGGGAAGGAGAAGAUCGAGCUGGCCAACCGCAAGCGGGAGCGCGGCAACUUCUUCUACCAGCAGGGAGACUACGUGCUGGCCAUCAACUCCUAUGACAUUGCCCUCAAGGUCAUUGGCUCCAGCUCAAAAGUUGACUUCAGCCCAGAGGAGGAGGCCGAACUGCUGGACGUGAAGGUGAAAUGUCUCAACAACCUGGCAGCCUCUCAGCUUAAAUUGGACCAUUAUGAGGCAGCCCUCAAGUCCUGUAACCUGGUCCUGGAGCACCAGCCAGGGAACAUCAAGGCUCUCUUCCGAAAGGGGAAGGUCUUGGCUCAGCAGGGAGAAUACAGGGAAGCCAUCCCCAUCUUGAAGGCAGCGUUGAAGCUGGAGCCUUCAAACAAGACCAUCCACGCUGAGCUCUCCAAGCUGGUGAAGAAGCACACGGACCAGAAGAACGUGGAGACAGAGAUGUACAGGAAGAUGCUGGGGAAUCCCAGCGCUGCCGGCGCUCCGGGGAAGUGCAAAGACAAACUGCCCUGGUCCAUCCCUUGGAAGUGGCUCUUUGGUGCCACAGCCAUCGCGCUGGGCGGCGUGGCCUUGUCCGUGGUCAUCGCAGCGAGGAACUAAGGAUGGAGGGGGGCAGCCCCGCGGCACGGGACCGGCGCCAGGAUGUGCCCCCCUCCUGCCACCGGGCUUCCCCGGGGUUCCACCCACCCCUUCCCACGGACUCGCAGUUGCAGAAACACAGAUGCUUUCUUUGCCGGAGACGCCAGAUCCCCCACCUGACGUCCCCCCCGUGUCCCUCCCGGCACAGGUGGGGACGGAGCUGCGGGCAGAGCACAGACCCCUGAGCACCCUCGCAGCGAUGGGGGGCUCAGCCCCCAGCCCCGAGUGCAGCGGGGGGUGCAGGAGCUCCUGCACGCCGGUACGGCGGGGCUGUCCCCGCCCGGGAAGCCCCGGUGGGUGCCGUGGGAGCCAUGGGAGGUGCAGGGAAGGAAGCCGUGUGGAUCCAAACCAGCACGGUGGUGUCUGUGGGCAGGGAAGCAAGUGCAGGUGCACAGCAACAUCCCCCGUGGCCUGGGAGGCUGCUGGCAGCUCAGCUCUCCCCCAGACACCCCCUCCCUCCCUCAGCACUUCCCCGCAGGGUGCAAUGUCCGAAGGAAGCCAAAGAUCCCCGCGGAGGGAGGGGAGCAGGAGGGGAGCUCCAGGGGCCCCUCACUGGGAUGUCUUUUGUGGGUCCAAGCUCUGGGGGGGGUGGUCCCUCUUUACCCUGCAGCUCUCCCCAGCCCCGGGGCCAUCCCUGCCGCUGCCCCAGCUCUGCUCCCAGGGGGUUUAGCACUGUCCCUCCUGCCCCAAACCAACUGUGAACUACCCAAAUAAAGAACUAUUCCUUCA